Messenger RNA from Medioppia subpectinata, 517 nucleotides. Lineage: Eukaryota; Metazoa; Arthropoda; Arachnida; Sarcoptiformes; Oppiidae. The record is from the annotation of a GenBank genome assembly.
AUCUUCGGUCCGGUGCAGUCGCUGUUCAAAUUCAAGACAUUCGAUGAGGUGAUCGACCGGUGCAACAACACUGAGUACGGUUUGGCCGCCGGUGUGUUCACCAAAGACAUCAACAAAGCGUUGCACUUCUCGCAACAGGUGCGCGCAGGGUCCAUUUGGGUCAACACAUUCCUCGCACUCGGCCCGCAGGUGCCCUUCGGUGGGUAUAAACAGUCGGGUUUUGGCCGCGAGAACGGAGAGGACGGCCUCCACGAGUAUCUUGAGAUCAAAUCGAUUGCUAUCCAUAACGACCAGAAGAACUCAUAAAGUAGUGGUUUUGUGGCUAAGCAUGCGUGAAAAUGACCAAGAUCAAUAUUUUUCUAAAUUUGCCAUUAAAUUGAAUCUUAAUCUCUAUAGUUUUGCUAUAAUUUUUCCAGUAAUGAAAUGAAAUGUGAUUUUAUUGAAUAUUUCUAUGCGAUUAUUGUAUAUUUUUAUAUCAAUAAAAAUCAAUUAAUAAAAAUUGUAAUAGUGAAUAUAA